AUGGAUUAUUCGGAUAUAGAUCUGACGUUGAGGUUUUUAAUGAAGCAGAAGCAGGCGAGUCAAAUUAUAGGGAGAAAUGCUUCCAACAUAAAGAACUUGAGAGAACAAACAGGAGUCAACGUCAUUUUAUCAAAUCGAGAGCAUAAAAAUAGAGUGCUAACGAUUGCUGCGAAAAAGUCUCUUUGCAUGAAAUCGGUGACAAGACUUGGCGAAAUCCUCGAAGCAGAGAACAACGAGUAUGGACAGUCGACGAAACUGGUUCCUAUUACAUUGACGCUAAUUGUGCCAAAGAAUAUUUGUGGAAUGAUCAUCGGAAAAGGAGGGGAAGCGCUGAAAGACUUGCGAAUCAAAUCCGGGGCGCAAAUAAAUAUGUCAGCUGAUUGCUUGCCAAAAUCCGAUGAACGAACAUGCCAAAUUACAGGGAAUAACUUCUCAGUGACGCAAGCUGUCGAUUUGCUCGUCGGAAUCAUGAUCAAAGCGGCGAUUGAUGAGAGUAAAGGCGAAUUCAAGGGAACACCUUCUUCAGAAAUAAGAGCGUACGAUCCGAAGAACGAAGAGGAGCCCGAUGCGAGAUCUGAAAAGGAUGAUAACCUGGUGAAGAUGGCGACAGCUUUUCUGACUGCGAAUCAAAUGAUAAACCCGACGAUGGAAUACAGCCCGAUCGAGAUCAACGAACAACUCCAAGAGCUGAGAGUGCCGAACCAGCACAUGGGUGCGAUUAUUGGAAAAGGCGGCAAACGAAUAGGAGAAAUACGAAUGAUGAGCGGAUGCAACAUCCAUGUAGAGCGAGCCGACGAGGAUUCGAAAUAUGGAAUGCGAAGACUUACAUUGAAAGGAGAUAGACAGAAAAUUACAAUGGCAGCUUUUCUUAUCAAUCAGACGAUUUCAAGUUUCUCGACUGCCGAGCCUAAAGUCGCUAGUGAAGAAGUGACUAUAAAAGUCGAAGAAAGCGAGCAGCAACAAGCUUCAAUCCCUGGCACAGCUGCUGAUAUGACUUCCAGUAACACGGAAGAAGAAGCAGCGGCAGCUAUGGCAAGAUUCUUCGAUACUCAAUUUUCUGGAGCAGUUUCUUACGACCCUACUGAGUACAUCAAUGACGGUGCAAGUUCUAAUUUGAAUUCUAACAGAGGAAGAAAACGAAAAGAACAACCAGUGCCCGAUAUGUACAAAGUGCCCGACAAGAAGCCGGCGAAACUUCACUACUAG
This is a messenger RNA of Oikopleura dioica, 1206 nucleotides long. Lineage: Eukaryota; Metazoa; Chordata; Appendicularia; Copelata; Oikopleuridae. The record is from the annotation of a GenBank genome assembly.